AUGCUGGCCUGCCGUUCGAGCUGGUCGAGGGUUGUAGCAGCCCGCCAUCCGAUCUUUCAAUGUCUUGCGACCGCCAGUGCUCCGCCGCGCUCAUUCUGCAGUGCGGCGGUGGACGGGAACUGUGUGGUGCAGAACGGGCUGCAUGACCAAAAUCCCCAGAAUUUGGAGGUUUGUGGGCAGUCGGGUCGACGCUAUUCGAUUGAGAAAAUCUUACAGGAGAAAGAACUGAGCAAGUUACGGGUGUAUCUCGCGGUUUCGAGUGGCCAGCGAUUCAUAUUGAAGGAAGUCUCUGGGCAGAAAUUCGAUUAUUAUCAGAACAUCCACAGGGAGCUGCGGAGUCCAUAUCUCCGGUGCCUGAGUGACACUGUUCCGGAACAGUCGUUGUUCGUGUAUAAAUACUUCACGGACCAUUUACUAGGAUUGGCUCCGCAGGCAGAGCUGUCGGUCAGUACGACUAAGCGGAUCCUUAGGGACGCUCUGCGAGGAAUUGCGGCGUUGCAUGAACGUGAUAUUGUUCACACGGAUAUAAAAGCAAACAACAUUUUUAUAAACCGAAAAUUUGGCAACGGAGACCAGCAAAAGAUAGUCAUUGACCAGGUACAGCUGUCUGAUAUUGAGGAUGCUGUCUACCUACCUCCUGGCGAGUAUAUAACGGGAAAGCAGGUAGGCAACUAUAUGUGGAGGAGUCCUGAAGCACAUGCCCAAGGCCCAGUUAGCAAGCCUUCGGAUAUGUUCUCAUUCGGCGUUGUAUGCAUAUAUGCGAUCCUUAAAGAAGCGAUUUUUUCCAUGGACGAAAGCAGACUCCCAAAAGGGGUUAACCCGCUGUCCGUCAUCCUCGAACGCCAGCUGUCUUAUUUUGCGGAUGCACAAAGCCUGAACGGAUUUUUGGUGUAUCUAGGCGAGGAGAACCCUUGGUGUAACGCUUUCAAAACUCUCUGGGAAGGGUUCAAUGAAGGAAAUCCGCGCAAGCCGUUUUCCAUGUGUUUGGAUAUUGAUGAGAGAUUCAGGGAUCUUGUCACUCGUUUAAUGCAUUUCGACCCGACAAGGAGAAGCACGGCGAAGGAGGCUUUGGAGCAUCCUUGGUUUGCGAAUGCUUGA
Messenger RNA from Uncinocarpus reesii 1704, 1098 nucleotides. RefSeq lists its product as uncharacterized. Gene Ontology annotation, biological process: protein phosphorylation. Bases 1 to 1098 code for a protein of 365 amino acids. Gene Ontology annotation, molecular function: cyclin-dependent protein serine/threonine kinase activity; ATP binding. NCBI's taxonomy places the organism in Eukaryota, Fungi, Ascomycota, Eurotiomycetes, Onygenales, Onygenaceae. The record is from RefSeq and is a predicted model, not a curated record. Gene Ontology annotation, cellular component: nucleus; cytoplasm. The transcript has 4 exons.